CGCAUUCGGAGCGCACGCAGGCGCAGACCCCGUUUUUUGAUUGAUAUAUAAAGCCGUGGCACAGUACAAAGGAAACAUCCCAAGUGUGGUUUUUCCGACAGUCACGGUGGCAUUCGAAAUAUGGCAGGCGUCAUUGAUUGUAACUUUCCUGUUUGGGGCCUGCUGCCUAAGAAAGAGACAGGUGUCACUCAAUUUCUCACCAAGUACCCCGAGUACGAUGGUCGGGGCGUCGUCAUCGCGAUCUUUGACUCGGGGGUGGACCCCGGGGCCCCGGGUAUGCAGAUGACUUCAGAUGGGAAACCAAAAAUUAUUGAAAGAUUUGACUGUAGUGGAGCAGGAGAUGUAGAUACUAGCAAAGUUGUUCAAGCACCAGAUGGAUAUAUAAUUGGCUUGACUGGUCGUAAAUUAAAAGUUCCAUCUAAUUGGACUAAUCCCACUGGAGAAUAUCAUAUUGGUUUAAAAAAUUUAUAUUCAUUAUAUCCCAAUAAAUUAAAGGAAAGAGUAGUAGCAGAACGUAAGAAGCGUCUUUGGGAUGAUGGUCAUAAGACAGCACUUGCAGAAGCUUCGAGGCAAUUACAAGAAUUUGAAAGCAAGAAUCCACAGUUGUCGACUUUGGAAGAAAAAUUACAAAAAGAAGAACUUGAAGCUAGAGUUGAAAUAUUGAAUAAUAUUGAAAAAAAAUAUUGCGAUGUAGGACCUACUUAUGAUUGUGUUGUUUUUCAUGAUGGUAACAUUUGGAGAGCAUGUAUCGACAUAUCCGAAGAAGGUAAUCUGGAAAAUGGCGUUUUUCUUGGUGAAUAUUCUAUUACAAGAGAUUUUGCUCCUCUUACUCAAGAAGACCAAUUAAACGUUAGUAUUAAUGUCCAUGAUGAAGGAAAUACAUUGGAAAUUGUCAGCUUAUGUUCAAGUCAUGGAACACAUGUAGCAUCAAUCGCGGCUGCAUAUUUUCCUGACAAUUCAGAGUUAAAUGGAGUGGCACCAGGAGCCCAAAUUGUGUCAUUGACUGUCGGUGAUGGACGUAUCGGCACAAUGGAAACUGGAACCGCUGUAGUACGGGCAAUGAUUCAUGUAAUGAAGAGAAAAGAAAAGAUUCAUGUUAUAAACAUGAGUUAUGGAGAACAUGCUCAUUGGUCAAAUACUGGUAGAAUAGGAGAACUGAUGAAUGAAGUUAUUGACGAAUAUGGCGUAGUAUGGGUUGCAUCUGCUGGCAAUCUUGGACCAGCUUUGUGUACAAUUGGAACUCCGCCAGACAUCAGUUCAAACAGUAUUAUUAGUGUUGGUGCUUACGUAUCACCUGAUAUGAUGGUAGCUGAAUAUUCUUUAAGAGAAAAGAUGCCAGGCAUGCCAUAUACUUGGUCAUCCCGCGGCCCUAUGAUAGAUGGAGGUGCCGGUGUAACAGUAUGCGCGCCAGGAGGUGCUAUCACCAGCGUCCCAAACUUUACGCUUAGGAAAAGUCAACUUAUGAAUGGCACAAGUAUGGCAAGCCCGCAUGUAACCGGUGCUGUUGCGAUCCUUAUAUCAGGUCUUCUUGCCAAAGGUUGUCCGUAUUCUCCUUACAGUAUAAAAAGAGCUCUUGAAAAUACCGCUCUUUACAUAUCCAAUUUAGAUCAAUUCGCACAAGGUUCUGGCCUGUUACAAGUCGAACGCGCGUUCGAUAAUCUUGUCUCGUACAGCGAUGCCCCUGAAAGGGACAUUCGAUUUACUAUUAAUUGUGGAGUUAAUAAUUCUAAAGGCAUUCAUAUGAGAACAGGUGUUAUUGAUCGUCCAAAGGAUUAUGCAAUUACAGUAGAACCAGUAUUCAUAAAUAGUGAAGUUAUAGAACCAUCGCGCAAAAUUAAUUUCAACUUGAAGUUGACGCUUGUAUGCGAUGCUUCAUGGGUCCAAUUUCCAACACAUCUGGAUUUAAUGCAUAUGCCUCGUUCCUUCGCUAUUAGAGUCGAGGCAUCCAAUUUGCCAGAAGGUGUUCAUGCUACUAGUGUACGAGCAUAUGACGUUUCUAAUAUCGCUAAAGGACCAGUAUUCCAAAUUCCGGUGACUGUCGUCCAACCAAUGACGUUAUCAAAGACUGUGCUUCUCCCCGACUUAACAUAUACGAAUGUUUUAUUCAAACCAAACACAAUUCAGCGUCAUUUUAUUCUUGUUCCAGAGGAUGCUACUUGGGCAGUUCUUAGAUUAAAAAGUGCAGAAAAGGAUAAAACUGGUAGAUUUGUGCUUCAUACUAUUCAAUUAAAACCUCGCAUGGCCUGCAAAACCCUUGAAGUUAACAAAAUAAUCAGUGUUACAUCUCAAUCAGAAACGAUUCAACCAUUUGCUGUUCAGAGUGGAUUAAUUUUAGAAGUAGUUAUCGCAAAAUAUUGGGCAAAUUUAGGCGAUAUGCUUAUCGAUUAUUCCAUAGAAUUUCAUGGAAUUCAUAUGAUAAACGGUAAUCUUACGAUGUUAUCCGGAGAUGGAAUAAAUCGCCUUGAAUUACGUAGUUCUCUUAGAAAUGAAGAAGUUGUACCUAACAUUUCUUUGAAAACAUCUGUGCAGGUCUUAAAGCCUAAUGAAUCGAAAAUUGUUCCCCUACGAGCGCGUGAUAUUAUCCCACCAUCGCGACAAAUAUACGAAUUACAACUAGCAUACACAUUCCACUCGGCAAAAGCAACUGAAGUCACACCAAACGCUGCAUUGCUAAGUGAUUUGUUGUAUGAGAAUGAAUAUGAGAGUCAAAUGUGGAUGAUUUAUGACAGCAAUAAACAACUAAUAAAUUGCGGGGAUGCGUAUCCAUCUAAAUAUACAAUCCAAAAACUAGAAAAAGGAGAUUAUACUUUAAAAAUGCAUAUACGCCAUGAAAAAAAAGAUUUAUUGGAAAGAUUAACAGAUAUGCCAUUACUUCUAAGUCAAAAGCUUAGUACACCAAUUAAUUUGGACAUUUAUGCUAAUCAAUCACAAGCUAUUAUUGGUGGAAAAAAGAUGGUUGCUGCAUUUAUUCCACUUGGUCAUAUUCUACCUUUAUAUAUUGCUCCACUAUCCAAUGAGAGCAACACUGAAAACAAAGUAUCGAAAUAUGCUACCCCUGGUAGUUAUCUUCAAGGUACAUUGACUUUCUCUAAAGAUGAAAUUGGAAAGAAGGUGGAUAGCCAUACAUUCAAAUACAUCAUAUCUGAACCUGCCAAGAAAAAUAGCAGUCCUGCUACUAAAACAGAGAAGGAAAAAACUACAAAAUGGGAUGAAUAUCAAGAAGCAUUAAGAGAUCUAAAGUGCAAUUACCUUGCAAAAUUUGCACCAUCUAUAAAACCUGGUGAACAUGCCAAUUCGUUAUACGGAGAAUUAAAAGGCAUCUUUUCGGAUCAUUUACCCGUUCACACUGCUAUGUUGACAUCUUUGGAUUCUCCUGAAGCACGGCGACAUGUACCGCACAAUGAUCUUUCGGAUAACUGUAUCGCAUUAGCCAAUCAAAUAGUAACAGUUGCUGACUCUGUGAUUACAAAUAUCGAUCAAGAUAAGUUAUUAGCAUAUUACGGACUGAAGAAUGAUCAACGUCCUGACGCAGCUAAAAUUAAGAUAACCAUGGAAAAACAAAAGAACAGUCUCAUCGAAGGAUUAGUGAAGAAGGGCUGCGCAUUAGCACGAUUAUACGUACAUGGAACAAAGACUGGAGAAGGAGAUGGAUCCUUUCAACAUUUACUCGAGAGUGUUACGCAUCAUUGGCAAGAAGUACAGAAAUUUGCUGAACCUACUGAUAAUAAGGUUAUUAUUUUAUCUUUAUGGCAUGCACACAUCAAUAAUCAUUACGGACGUUACUUAAAAUUAUUGACGCGCUAUUAUGAAGAGAAACCAUUGAAGGAAAUUGAUGAAAAGUGCAUUGAAAUUGCAAAGAUUCUGGGAUGGGAACAUUGGUCGCGCCUUCUCACCACAAGUAUACCAACACGUUACCCAGCCACAUAUAGAUCAUUUUGAUUUUGAUCACUUCGGUAUUUUAUGAACCCAAUGUGUUAUGGUGUGUGGUAAGGUGAAAAGAAUUAUAAAAAUCGUUUCCAACGCAUCUUUGUAAUAACAGUGCUGUCGUUUGUGUCAGGUGUAAUAUACAUUUAGAGAGAAAUAUAAAUUUAUUCAUAAUGAACUAAUCAUUAGAAGACUAAUUGCACACAAUACUAAACUCAUACAAAAUAAAUUAUAUGACUUCAUGGAAUAAUUUUACCAAAAAUGAU
This is a messenger RNA of Camponotus floridanus (Florida carpenter ant), 4190 nucleotides long. Its product is annotated as tripeptidyl-peptidase 2. Gene Ontology annotation, molecular function: serine-type endopeptidase activity; tripeptidyl-peptidase activity. The coding region runs from base 121 to 3939 and encodes 1272 amino acids. The transcript is spliced from 20 exons. Gene Ontology annotation, cellular component: cytosol. The record is from RefSeq and is a predicted model, not a curated record. Gene Ontology annotation, biological process: proteolysis. NCBI's taxonomy places the organism in Eukaryota, Metazoa, Arthropoda, Insecta, Hymenoptera, Formicidae.